Messenger RNA from Dermatophagoides pteronyssinus (European house dust mite), 633 nucleotides. RefSeq lists its product as uncharacterized. The record is from RefSeq and is a predicted model, not a curated record. Lineage: Eukaryota; Metazoa; Arthropoda; Arachnida; Sarcoptiformes; Pyroglyphidae.
CCUCUGCCUCAUCUUUCAUUUUCUCGGAUAUAUAUUUAGCCAUCAAACAUCAUUAUUGUCCAUAAACAUGCUGCUAACAUUCGCAUGUUUUUGAUCAUUGUUUUUGUUGCUGUUGUUGUUGUUAUGGUUAUUUAAUACAACGCAUCCAACGAUCCAGAAAGAUUAAGAAAAACGAAGAAUCGAUCGAAAAUGCCGUUAUUUCGUCAACAAUUACUUACACAAGAUCCAAGAUACCGUUAUAUUGUAACGUUAUGUAAUUAUUUUCUUGCUACAUUAUUUUUGGGCAUGAUUGUAUUGUUAUCGGGUGUUAUGUUGAUGACAUAUGUUGAACAGAAAAAGAAUCAAGAUAAAUAUGAUCAUGAAAGAGUAUCAUUUGCACAAAUACUUGGCGUUAUAUUAUUGAUCGGUGGUUGUCUAUUUUUUUUGGCUUCAUUUAUCGUAUUCAUUGUUGCAUCGGUUAUGUAUGUUCGUACACGUUCGGAACCACCACCAACAAUGGAAACACAAGAAUCAGAUAAUAGCGAGCGAGCUGGAACAGUACAAUCAUCGGGUGAUGCAUAUGGUGCUGUAUCAACAAUUCCAGCUUAAUUCAUUAAUAUUCGAUUAAAAUCAUAAAAAAUGACCAAAAAAAAA